CACUAACAGUAUAAAAACAGACGGAGCGAGACACAGCGCCACAUCAGAGCUGCACCUGAAGGACCAGGACUUCCAGGACCAGAACCUCAAGAGUAGCAUCAGCUGCCCCAGACCUCCAGGACCUCCAGACGAGUCAUGAAGCUGCUCCUCCUGCUGGCAGUUGCUGCCAGCCAGAUGGAGCUCUCUGCCUCUCAGAGAGGUACUCUGAAUGCUCCUGGUGGAAACAUCAACAUCAGCGACGUUCCCAUCACUUUCUAUGGAAAAACCUACACAUUGUUACACGUGAAGAUCGGCAAUAAGGUUGAAGUUUGUUUAAAAAAUGACCCAUCUGAGGACGACAUUGACUGUGUGGUGACCAGCGACGGGGUGGUUUCAACCAAACUGAAGUACUCUGUACAAAAGAAAUCAUUUUCUGCUCGCUCUGAUCUUGUUAACAUCAACACCCAGGGACUGGGUAAAGUUGAUCUCACGUUCUACAAUGUUCAAAGAUUGAAUGUGAUGGAGUUGUCAUUCCUCAAUCAUGGUUUACAAGCUGCUUGCUUUACAUAUCAUCCUGCUGGCCUUCCGUUUUCUUCUAGUUUAGAACUGUCUACAACAGUCGGUGGCACAGUGAUGGAUACCUGGAAGACUCGUGUACAACGAUUUAUUUUUCGAGACCUGAGUGGAUGCAGAGUCUCAGGUGGCGCUGUAAUGCCGGGUUCAGAGAUGCCCAGCGCAGAGCCCUGCUCUGUUGAACUGUGUUCUCUGUCUGCAGUCCUCGCUAAUGUCACAGCAUGUGGGCCCGAGGAGGUUUGCCAAGCGGACAACAC
Molecule: messenger RNA, 809 nt
Organism: Gymnodraco acuticeps
Lineage: Eukaryota; Metazoa; Chordata; Actinopteri; Perciformes; Bathydraconidae
Source: RefSeq, a predicted model, not a curated record